Humulus lupulus (European hop) is the source of this 864-nucleotide messenger RNA. RefSeq lists its product as uncharacterized. NCBI's taxonomy places the organism in Eukaryota, Viridiplantae, Streptophyta, Magnoliopsida, Rosales, Cannabaceae. The record is from RefSeq and is a predicted model, not a curated record. The coding region runs from base 1 to 864 and encodes 287 amino acids. Gene Ontology annotation, molecular function: RNA-DNA hybrid ribonuclease activity; nucleic acid binding. The transcript has 3 exons.
AUGCCGGAAAAUGCAGUGACAUUCAUUGAUAAUCACGACACUGCUAAGUCCACAGAACAAGUUUUCCCACCUGAGAAAGUCAUGUUGGGUUAUGAAUAUGAAGCUAUGAUCGGAAAAAAUGUGUUAAAUCUGGUUAUAAACUGGGGUGAUUGUUAUCAUCAUAGGAUUCUACCACCACUUCUAACUCCCUAUCAGAUUGGUGGAAAAAGUUUUGGGCUUUAUCUUCCUUCUAAGGUGAAUUUUCUUUCAUGGAGAAUGAUACAAAAUGCUUUGCCAAUGGCUCUUAAGCUUCAGAGAAGGAAAACAAUUUCUGAUGCCACAUGCUCUCUUUGUCAUCAUGGUUGGGAAUCAGUUGGGCAUAUGCUCUAUUUCGCUGCAACAGGGCUAAAGCUGUAUGGACUAAGGCUGCUUUCUCAUAUGUUCUCCAAAACUGAAUUUGAAUACAUAUUAUGCCAUAUGUGGAGUAUAUGGUCUGAAAGGAAUGCUGAGUUACAUCACCAUCGGCCCAAACCUGCUUCUGUUUUUGUGGAGUUUGCCUCAUCAUAUCUCUUGUCGUAUGCACAAGCAAAGAGUUCUUCUACAAAAUCACGUCAAUCCAUACCAGUGUCCACAGCUGCAAGAAUUUGGACUCCUCCAGCAACGGGUACUUAUAAAUUGAACUCUGAUGCAGCUUUAGAUUCCAAAAAUUGUUAUAUGGGAAUAGGGGCUGUUAUGCGAGAUUCAACAGGUGUUGUAAUAGCUGCUUUGUCAAAAAAAAUUGCCGGUUCUUACAAACCUUAUGAGAUUGAGGCGUUGGCUUUACUGCAUUCUCUCAACUGGUUGCUGAAUCAAGGGCUUGUUCCUCACUUGAGGUGGAUGCUAUGA